Messenger RNA from Python bivittatus (Burmese python), 1013 nucleotides. The record is from RefSeq and is a predicted model, not a curated record. NCBI's taxonomy places the organism in Eukaryota, Metazoa, Chordata, Lepidosauria, Squamata, Pythonidae.
UCAUUGCUGAUUCCUUCCUUUUUCUAGCCAUUUGUUCUUCUAACUCAUUUGGAGGGAGCUAUGAGUGAAAAAAACGAGAAACCAUGAUCAAAGUCUCUUCCUGCACUUAUCUCUUUCAUUCUGGAACAAAAGAUCAAAUGACUUUCAAUGCCACUUGAAUAGAGGACACAGGUGAAAUUGACAAGAAUCCUGCCACUUUCUCCUUCUAGCCCAAGGGACAGGAAAAUGUUUCUGAGCAUGUCUGCUAUGAAACUCCACAUCGCAAGUAUUCUUACCUCUUCCCACUUGGAACAGCCCCCAGACCGGCAGGGCCUACUUUAUAAGAAAAGUAACCGCACCGCUUCCUACCAGCCCUGCUGGUGUGAGCUCCGAGGAAAUCUUCUUUUCUGCCGGGAGCAGCCAGGAGACCGAGCUCCUUUUCAGCUCAUUGUUUUAGAAGGCUGCAUAGUGGAAUUGCAGGAAUCCUCAUCUGAGCCACAUACCUUUAAAAUCUGCUACCCCAAUGAUUUGCCUGAUCAGUCCUAUAAGAUGGCAGCUGAGAAUCAAGAAACCAUGGAAGAUUGGGUACGAGCUCUGAGCACAGCAGGAUUUGAGUACCUCCGAGCUCUGGUCGCUGAGCUAGAAGGGCAAUUUCACAGGUUGAAGAGCCAACAGUACUCUACGGAAGAAGCAAGAUAUAAGGCAAUAGACCUUACACUGCCAUCUUCAAAACUGGCCGAACAAAGGAGAUUCUGUCACAUGGAAUUUGCUUGCCUCCAUCAGGAAUUUGGGAAGGCUGUUAUAAGGCUUAGGCAACAGUGGCAGGAGGGAAAGGGUAAGCAGAUCCCAGAAAGUGAGAGCUUGAUACAUUUUGAAUAGGACAAUCGGUAAUCCCAAGCAUUUGGCUGUAACCAAUGAAUUUGGGGACACCUAAAGUUUCUGGGGAGUUGGUAUCUGUGAAAAAUGUAAGUUUUGUUUUAAAAGAUUCCUUUUUUAAAAAAAAAUGCUUUUAAUAAAUGCGUAUUUAAAGGAAG